Mytilus californianus (California mussel) is the source of this 599-nucleotide messenger RNA. Its product is annotated as anaphase-promoting complex subunit 15-like. The coding region runs from base 138 to 446 and encodes 102 amino acids. The record is from RefSeq and is a predicted model, not a curated record. NCBI's taxonomy places the organism in Eukaryota, Metazoa, Mollusca, Bivalvia, Mytilida, Mytilidae. Gene Ontology annotation, cellular component: anaphase-promoting complex. Gene Ontology annotation, biological process: regulation of mitotic cell cycle spindle assembly checkpoint. The transcript has 4 exons.
UAGGUCACAAAACUUUUUUAGACAAGGGGCAAGUUUUGUUAACUUUGAAGCUUUUAUUCAACACUGAAGCAAAUCUUUAGAAAUAAUUUGUCAACAAAACUUUACCAAACUGUUGCUAUUACUCAGAUACUGGUAGCAUGUCAUCGUUUUUCCCAUCACUUGUACCAAGUGCAUCAGAUCCUUUGUGGUUUACUGUUGAUAAACCAUGCGAUGACGAAGAAGAAAUUUCAAAACUGGAAGAAGAACACACAUCAUGGAUGGAAAGCAUUGCAAAGAAAGACAGUAAUAUUGUUCCUAUUGGAAAAACAGCAUCAGAGCACAUGGAAGAUGAAGAAGAAGAUGAGGAAGAUGAUGAUGGAGACGAUGAUGAUGAAAGUGACACAAAUGAUGAUGAACUGGAUACAGACAUGUUAGAUGACAGGGAAUCAGGGGAUGAAGCAGGUUGAAAAAUAGAGCUCAGAUAGUACUUUUAUUUUAACUGAUGGAAGAUGCUUGUGGAGAGAAGCUGUUCCUUCCAGAUCAAGUGACCAUAAACACUUUUAUAACCUGUGCAAUUACUGAGACUAUACAUAUUAUAAUUAAAGAGUUUAUUAAAUUUA